Carya illinoinensis is the source of this 1343-nucleotide messenger RNA. RefSeq names its product senescence-specific cysteine protease SAG39-like. NCBI's taxonomy places the organism in Eukaryota, Viridiplantae, Streptophyta, Magnoliopsida, Fagales, Juglandaceae. The transcript is spliced from 2 exons. Gene Ontology annotation, cellular component: lysosome. The record is from RefSeq and is a predicted model, not a curated record. Gene Ontology annotation, molecular function: cysteine-type endopeptidase activity. The coding region runs from base 125 to 1159 and encodes 344 amino acids.
GUGAGUGUGCCUACUUAUUUAUCACUUUUCGGCUUAUAAAAUCGUAUUCUUGUUAUCAACACACAUUGUCAUUUUUUUUUUUUUUAUCAGUAAACACACACUGUCAUAUUUAGGUCAGAAAAGAAUGACUUCGAACACUGGAAGUCGAAGGACAUUCAUCUUUGUGGCAUUGCUUGGGAUAUGGGCUUACCAAACCACUUGCCGCACGUUGAAUGAAGAAGUAUCCAUGUUAGUGAGGCAUGAGAGAUGGAUGGCUCACCAUGGACGUACUUAUACGGACAAUGCAGAGAAAAAAAUGCGCUUCAAGCUUUUCAAGCACAAUGUAGAGUUAAUCGAGUCUUUCAACAGUGAUGGGAAUCGGCCUUAUAAGUUGAGUGUCAAUCAAUUUGCUGAUCAAAGUAAUGAAGAAUUCCAAGCUUCUUACAACGGAUAUAAAAGGCUCUCCAAUCGGCCUAGAUCAUCUCAAGGGGCACCAUUUAGGUAUAACAAUGUGACUAUCGUGCCAUCUAGAAUUGAUUGGAGAAGGAAAGGAGCUGUUACCCCUGUAAAGGACCAAGGAACAUGUGGAUGUUGCUGGGCAUUUUCUGCUGUUGCAGCCAUGGAGGGGAUCACCUACAUCAAAACCGGAAAGUCAGUCUCUCUUUCAGAGCAAGAACUAGUUGAUUGUGACACUAAAGGUGAUAACGAAGGUUGUGAAGGUGGUCUAAUGAAUGAUGCCUUCAAAUUUAUCAUCCAUAACAGAGGCCUUACAACUGAAGCAAAAUAUCCCUACAAGGGAGAGGAUGGAAUUUGCAAAAAGCACAAAAUAGCAUCCCAUGCAGCCAAGAUCACAGGGUAUGAAAAUGUUCCUGCCAACAACGAGAAGGCAUUGCUCAAGGCAUUGGCCAACCAACCAGUUUCUGUUGCCAUUGACGCUAGCAGUUUUGAUAUCCAAUUUUACUCGAGCGGAGUCUUCAAAGGAGAAUGCGGAACAGAACUAGACCAUGGUGUUGCUGCAGUUGGUUAUGGAACUGCAAGAGAUGGGACUAAAUAUUGGUUAGUGAAGAAUUCAUGGGGCUCUGAUUGGGGAGAAGAUGGAUACAUAAGGAUGGAGAGGGGUAUUGAUGAUAGGGAAGGUCUAUGCGGCAUAGCCAUGGAGGCUUCCUAUCCCAAUGCUUGAAUUAUAGUCAGUGGUGAAUGAGUCUUAUUCUAACAUUUUCCUGUGGUGUUAGCUAUUUCUCCAAUUCUUUAGAAGUGUGACGUCUUACUAGUUUUAGACAACGCAAAUGCUUUCAUCGUUAUCGGGUUGUACGAAAACACUUGUGAAAUUUAGAAAUGAAAUUGCAUGCUUGCUCUUUUCUUUA